Gossypium raimondii (Peruvian cotton) is the source of this 2836-nucleotide messenger RNA. RefSeq lists its product as uncharacterized. The transcript has 13 exons. Gene Ontology annotation, biological process: protein phosphorylation; regulation of DNA-templated transcription. The coding region runs from base 102 to 2450 and encodes 782 amino acids. Lineage: Eukaryota; Viridiplantae; Streptophyta; Magnoliopsida; Malvales; Malvaceae. Gene Ontology annotation, molecular function: protein kinase activity; ATP binding. The record is from RefSeq and is a predicted model, not a curated record.
AUUAUUGUGAAAAUCUUCAUUUAUCGUAUCAAAGCUUUGAAUUUUGAUUGGUUUUUUUUAGAGGAUAAACGAAAAGAAAGUAAAAGGGAACAGCGUAUAAAAUGGAAACGCCGCCGGCGGAGGAACUAUUGAGAAAGAUUCAAGAACUAGAAGUGGGACAUGCGAAUCUCAAGCAAGAAAUGUCGAAGUUAAAGCAAUCCGGCGGUGAGUCAAGGCUUGAUUCGACUCGUCAAAGAUCCCACUCUAUUUCCCCUCAGCGCCCUCGAUUACCCGGGAACGCAGCGGCUGCUUCGGCGGGAGGGACAGCGACGGCUGUUGCUUAUUGGAAGAAAACUUCGGGUCCAUUUCGACAUUCCUCGCCGUUGCAAAGAGAGAGCAGAAGCAAUGACACCUUAAAUGGCGGCAGCGGCGGCGGCGGCGGAGGUGGUGGAAGAAAAAGUGGGAAUACCGGACCAGCUGCCGUUAAUUUCACUAACAGCCAGUAUUUAAAGAUAUUACAGUCUAUGGGUCAAUCUGUUCAUAUAUAUGAUCUUAGUGGCCGUAUAAUUUAUUGGCAAGUAAAAGAAAAAGGGAAUCGAACUGCUGAAAAACUUUAUGGGUAUUCAGCAGCAGAGGCUUUAGGGCAAGAUGCCAUUGAGCUUCUCGUUGAUCAUAGGGACUUUUCUGUAGCUCAUGGUAUAGUUCAUCGUGUUAUGAUGGGGGAAAGCUGGACUGGGCAAUUCCCUGUUAAGAACAAAAUGGGGGAAAGAUUUUCAGCUGUUGCAACCAAUACUCCAUUUUAUGAUGAUGAUGGUUCUUUGGUUGGAAUCAUUUGUGUUUCGACCGAUACUCGGCCUUUUCAAGACAUGAAAGUUGCAUUGGCAGCUGAAAAGCAAGCCGAUGGUGAUUCGGCUUUUAGCUGGUCUAAAAACGCAGUCUCGGCUAAACUCGGUCUUGAUCCUCAGCAGCCGUUACAAGCUGCAAUCGCGUCGAAAAUAACGAAUUUGGCGUCCAAGGUGAGCAACAAAGUGAAAUCGAAGAUUAGGACGGGAGAGAAUUGUUCCGAUCCUGAAGGGGGAAGUGGAGAUAGUCAUUAUUCUGAUCAUGGUUUGUCCGAUGCUGUUCUUUCUGAUCAUAAAGAAGAUGCAAAUUCCAGUGGAGCUAGUACGCCUAGGGGAGAUUUACACCCAUCUGCUUUUGGUGUGUUUUCGCCUUUUGAUGAGAAAUCGCCGGCUAGAACCUCUAGAGAUUUUGGUGAUGAGAAUGAAGGAAAACCCGCAAUCCUAAAGAUUAUGACCUUAAUGGGUAAAAAAGGGAUAACAUGGCCUUGGAAAGGGAAUGAUCGAGAAGGACCCGAGACAAGGACUACACGUUUUGUAUGGCCUUGGUUGAGUACCGAUCAAGAGAAUGAAACGUUUCAACCGAAGGCUCCAUAUUCUGGUACGAAAAGUGAAGGACAUGUUAAUGAGAGUAACAAAUCUGUCAAUAACGAGGCAGCAUCAGGUUCUUGGUCGUCUGCUAAUGUUAACAGCACAAGCAGUGCCAGCAGCUGUGGUAGUACCAGCAGUAGUGCUGUUAAUAGAGUUGAUCUCGACACUGAUUGUUUAGAUUACGAAAUCUUGUGGGAAGAUUUGACAAUCGGAGAGCAAAUUGGGCAAGGUUCUUGUGGAACCGUGUAUCAUGGUCUGUGGUAUGGAUCAGACGUUGCCGUCAAGGUAUUCUCGAAGCAGGAAUAUUCAGAUGACGUGAUAGAUUCCUUUAGACAGGAGGUAUCUCUGAUGAAAAGACUGAGGCAUCCGAAUGUUCUGUUGUUCAUGGGAGCUGUGACUUCGCCAGAACGUCUCUGCAUUGUCACAGAAUUCCUUCCACGUGGGAGUUUGUUUCGAUUACUACAGAGAAAUACUACCAAACUCGAUUGGAGACGGCGUGUUCAUAUGGCACUGGAUGUUGCACGGGGAAUGAAUUAUCUUCAUCAUUGCAAUCCACCUAUCAUUCAUCGUGAUUUGAAGUCAUCAAAUCUUCUAGUUGAUAAGAACUGGAUCGUGAAGGUUGGAGAUUUUGGUUUGUCACGUCUCAAGCACGAAACAUAUCUCACGACAAAGACUGGGAAGGGAACGCCUCAAUGGAUGGCACCAGAAGUUCUUCGUAAUGAACCCUCUGAUGAGAAGUCCGAUAUAUAUAGUUUUGGAGUCAUUUUAUGGGAGCUUGCUACCGAGAAGAUACCUUGGGAUAAUCUCAACUCAAUGCAGGUAAUUGGAGCUGUGGGGUUCAUGAAUCAACGGCUAGAGAUUCCAAAAGAAGUAGAUCCGCGGUGGUCUUCUAUAAUUGAAAGUUGCUGGCAACGUGAUCCACAAUGCCGACCAACGUUCCAUGAACUGUUGGACAAGCUUAGAGAUCUUCAAAGACAAUACAUGAUCCAACUUCAGCAAGCUCGUAAUUCAGCCGGAGACGGUUCUCAAAGGGACUGGUGAAUCAAAUUUACGACUUUUAUCGAUUCCAUCCUAUUGCCUUCAAGCAAAAAAAGCAGAGCCAAAGGCAGUUCCUUUGCUACCCUGAGACUUUUACGGCGUUGAGACCCCGAAAAUCAGGCCAGACAAAAAAAAGACGAAACCUAGACAAUUGUUGGCACUAUGUGAGUGAGUUUUUGCCCUGAGUUGUGAGAUGUCUGUUAUAAUCUGACAUCAUAAAAAUCUUCAAAAAAAUCUGUUUGACAGUGCUGUGUGAUUAGAUUCAUGUCAACUUGUGAUUCUUUUUCUAUAAAAAAAUUAUGUAAAGCAUGUUAGAACCACUAAUGAAAGUUGUAUAUAAUACAGAAUAUAUAUAUCUACAAUGGAGUAAAAUAGAGUGAAGAGAUCAA